Messenger RNA from Gadus morhua (Atlantic cod), 766 nucleotides. It is a transcript of the gene otos, whose product is annotated as otospiralin. The record is from RefSeq and is a predicted model, not a curated record. The transcript is spliced from 4 exons. Bases 29 to 298 code for a protein of 89 amino acids. Gene Ontology annotation, biological process: sensory perception of sound. NCBI's taxonomy places the organism in Eukaryota, Metazoa, Chordata, Actinopteri, Gadiformes, Gadidae.
AACUGAUGGCAUACCGAUCAGGUGCACAAUGAAGGUUUUGUUUUGUCUCGCAGCACUCCUCUGUGCCAUCGGAGGCCUCUGCGAGGCUAGAGUCAUCGUACCAGAAGGAGUUCCGUACGACGAGCCCCCGGCGGUUCCUUAUUGGCCCUACUCCACCUCCGACUUCUGGAACUACGUCGAGUACUUCAAGUCCGUCGGCGGGUACGAGCAGAUUAACGAGAUGGCGCGCGCCUUCUACGCGCACCAGCACCUCGGGGACACGCUGGGAUACGAGACCAACGAGGGGCACGAGCACUGAGCACGGACCCGUGGACUGAGGAAGGACCGGAGGAGGAGGAGGAGGAGGAGGAGGAGAGGGGAAGGGGUGUGUGUGUGUUGGAGGGUGGACGCCGACGACGAUGACGUGGAAAGUUAACCCAACGGCUGUUAUGGUCGGUUGUGAUGUUUUUAUUUGUAAAAAUAUAUAUGUAAUAAUGUAAUGGUUUAAAUAUUAAAGUGAAGUAGAUUUAUCUUUAUGAAUCAAACGUAGGAUAGGAGUAGGAGGACUUCAAUAAAAAGAGAAAAACAAUGUAGUACAAUGUAACUAUAUAUACACAACUAUUGAAAUAGCGGUUAGUUGAGCAUUUCAAUGUUUUCCAGUGUAAUAUAGGCCUAUAUGCAACGACAUUAUAUACAUAUAAGUGUUACUUAUCUAGCAUAGAUUAAAAAUAUAUAUUCCCCAUAGUGUCAUAUGCAUUAUGAAAUAAACCUUUUCUGUGGAGUUUCA